This is a messenger RNA of Rattus norvegicus (Norway rat), 3693 nucleotides long. RefSeq names its product NHERF family PDZ scaffold protein 2 (gene Nherf2). Gene Ontology annotation, cellular component: apical plasma membrane; endomembrane system; nucleus. Lineage: Eukaryota; Metazoa; Chordata; Mammalia; Rodentia; Muridae. The record is from RefSeq and is a predicted model, not a curated record. Gene Ontology annotation, molecular function: molecular adaptor activity.
UAACCACCCUGCUAUCCAAAAUGAGUCAGUCCCUACUACGUCCCCACCCAUCCCCAGGGAUCCUGGGUCACAGUGGGAGGUAGAUAAGUGGGGUGACAGUCUCAUCUGGUCCAAGAGCUCUGCCACUCCAGGCUGGCCACCUCCUGCCAGCCACCCCUAGCCACGUCUCAUGGCUCGCUCCUGGAUUACCAUGCUGCCUGCCUCCACCUCAGGAGCCCCUCCUGUGAACUCUCAACUGGGGUUUGUUCAGGUCAGAUGGGGGUGAGGCCAGUCAGGACCCCAGCUUUAGCUCAAUCUCCGGGGCAGAGCAGGGAACUUGGGGAUGUUUAUGCCUACAAGAUGGACCCCUAUAAACAAUGGGGGCCUUUCUCUGCUGGGGCUGGUGAGUCAUUAUCUGGUGGGGGGGCAAAGCCUGACUCUCAUGGCACCCCUAUAUCAGCCUUUGUCUGGCUAUAGGCUCAGUGGGGGUGCUGGGGCUUGCCUAGCUUUAUGCCUAAGUGUCUCAGAGCCCGUGGGAGCCGGAGGGCCUGUCUGAAGAAGGCAGGAAGUGUGCUCAGGGCUAGGGCUGGGAGGAAGAAUUCCAGCAAUGCACCCCUCCCGCUGUUCGCUGGGACACCCUACCCCCACUUGCUUGCUUUAGCUGCCUCCCCUGUAUUCCACGGACUUGGGGGGUGUCUUGCAGUCCUUGUACUUGAGGGUCUUAUGCUAGGCCUGUCAGCACUGGGACUCUGCCUGUGGCCAGAGACGGUUUAGGCAAGUUAAUAAGGGGAAUCCUUUAGCCUGUGCUGAGAAGUGGCUGUUUUGGAUUGGGACUGGGGAUUGGCCAGAACAACCACCUCUCAGGAAUGGCCCCUAGUUUCAUGGCCACAAUAGCGUGCCAAGUCCUGCUUCCCGUUUUGGAGCCCCAAGAAGCCCUGCCCUGUAGGCUACAGCAGAGGCCGUGGGAAGAGGUCACAGGGCCAGUGCCAUGGAUCUAAGUUUGCAUGUGUGGGUGGCUGUGUGUGUCUGUGUUGCUUGUUUAUGAGCGUAAGCCUGGAUGUCUUGUCCCUAUGGCCACAUGAUGUGACCCUGUCUGCUGGGACAUGACUUUGUGCCAGGAGUGGUCACACAUUCCCUCGUACUGUUUUGGACUGGUUUCUGUCUCUACUUCUCCAGUCUCUCCUCUGUGACCUAGCCUCUGGCUGUCCCAGGCUGAUGAUUAGGGGCUCUUAGGGCCUUGUCCCCAAACCUGUACCAUCAGCUCUGUCUUUGAGAGUUCUAUGCAGUGGGGGUUUGAGGAUCUCUGAGGCCUUACAACCCUGAGUUCAGGCAGUAUUGCCUAGCUGAGCCCCUAGGGGACAGUUAAUCUGUAAUUUUUGGUGUAAAGGUGCAGUUGGUGGCCAUGCACCUAAUCUCAGCAGGACAAUCCAGAGGAAUCUAGCUGGGCCUUGGGAUCAAGGAAGGGGUCCUGAGUGCUGGCAGGACAAAGGGCUAUCCCAGAACCCUAAAACUAGGAGUGGUCCAGCAUAGAAGAGUGUACUUAUUCCUGCAUUUGGCUGCUGCCUGUGGACAUGGCUCAACCCACACUUAGGCUUUGGAGCUAAGCGUGUGGUCUAUGCCUAUAAUUCCAGCACUCAGAAGCUGAAGCAAAAGAUCACUUUGAGUUGGGAGUUUGAGGCUAGCCUGGGUUCUCCAAAACACCGAAAGAGGGGUGGUGGUAGUGGACAGCAGGAGUGUAGAGGUAUUCAGGCUUGGGGGAAAGGAGUUACCUGAGUCUUAGAGAUCUGCCCUGAGACCGGAAGCAGCCUUUCCUCUCCAGAGUCCCUCAGCAUCAGCCAUGAGGGGGCAGAGUAGUAGUGGAAGGGAGGCAAUGCCCCCUGCUACUACAUUGUCACCUGCACUCACACCCAGAAACCUGAGCUGCCACCUGCCUGCCCACCCCAGCCGCUGGCCCUGUGUAACUAGGCACCGGCAGCUGCUGACCAUUCAGAGGCAGCAUCUCUGGCGUGGCCCCUGGCUGGGGUGGGAGGUCAGCAGGCUGGCCCCUUCCUGCGUAGCCUCCUGGCCCAGAGACCUACUGCAGGAUGCCAGAGGAUGUCAAUGGGCCCCCAAGAGAGCUGCGUCCCCGGCUCUGCCACUUACGAAGGGGACCCCAGGGCUACGGAUUCAACCUGCACAGUGACAAGUCUCGGCCUGGCCAAUACAUCCGCUCUGUGGACCCUGGCUCUCCUGCUUCUCUCUCUGGCCUCCGGGCCCAAGACCGGCUCAUUGAGGUGAAUGGGCAGAAUGUGGAGGGGCUGCGCCAUGCCGAAGUUGUUGCCAGAAUCAAGGCACAGGAGGAUGAGGCCCGGUUGCUGGUUGUAGACCCCGAGACUGAUGAACACUUCAAACGGUUGCGGGUCGUACCCACCGAGGAUCACGUGGAAGGUCCACUGCCAUCACCAGUCACGAACGGGACCAGCCUUGCCCAGCUCAAUGGUGGCUCCGUGUGCUCUUCCCGAAGCGACCUGCCAGGCUCAGAGAAGGACAAUGAGGAUGGCAGUGCUUGGAAGAGAGACCCCUUCCAGGAAAGUGGUCUCCACCUGAGCCCCACAGCAGCCGAGGCCAAGGAGAAGGCUCGAGCUACUCGGGUCAAUAAGAGAGCACCACAGAUGGACUGGAACCGGAAGCGAGAGAUCUUCAGCAACUUCUGAGCCCCUCUCUGCCUGUCCAGGGGUCCCACGGUCUCUUCCUGCACGGACCUUGGGCCUCUCCAGAGCUCCCCAAGCCUCAGCAGACUGGAAGGUGGUAUUACACCACCCAGAAACCAACCCACGACCCCAUGAACCCUUGUCUUGUCCACUGGGUGCUGCGGCUGUCAUAGCAAGAUCAGAGAAGAGAGAAACCGAGAGAGAGAAAGAGAGAAAGAGGGAGAGAGAGAGAGAGAGAGAGAGAGAGAGAGAGAGAGAGAGAGAAAGAAAGAUAGGCACAGCCAGCCAAGACAGACACAGAGACAGAAAAGAGUGAGAGAGGGAGUAUGCGUGGUGGUCUGCCAAGGGCCUUAGCCGUUCUGCCUUGGGCCUGCUGACUGAAAGGAAUUCAUGUUUUCGCUUUUUUUUUUUUCCUAAAAGUUCUCCAGCUCCACAUAUGUUUGUAGUUAAUAGUGGAGCCCCCUCCCCCAACCCCUUGGGACUCACUCCUAAUACUUGCAAUAAAACAGAACCUUUCUCUGCAAACCCCUUCUUACCCGCCCUGUCAGCAGCGCCACCCUGAGAAGAGACCAGGGAACAGACAGUCAGGGGACCUCAGGCCCAGCUGUGCCUGGAGGAGCUGUCCCUCUGUCCCAUCCCUCAUAUGGGAUGGUCCCUGGACCAGGCCUCUCUUCUCUGCCUAGCUACCCCUGUGCUGCCUCCCACAUGCUGGGUUCUGGAAUGCAGAGCCUAGGCUCUCUGAGGGGCCAGAGGAUGGGUGUUCCAUGACUCUUAAGAGGGCAGCCUCCGGACAAGCCGCUUAUCCUGCUGUGCAACUCCAGGACCUGGAAUGUGGGCCUGGGCAAGCCAUUCCCGGGUAUGAUCCUAGGCACCUGGGCCUGGCCCCUGCCUUAUGCCUACCAGGUUCCUACCCUUGGCCUCUCUUCAGUGCUCUCAACUCCCCAGACUCACUCACUGGCACCGCAGUCUGCCUCAUAAGCCAUAGCGCACGCGCGCCCUCGAAUUAAACAGGCCUUGCCUCGAA